This is a messenger RNA of Miscanthus lutarioriparius, 579 nucleotides long. NCBI's taxonomy places the organism in Eukaryota, Viridiplantae, Streptophyta, Magnoliopsida, Poales, Poaceae. The record is from the annotation of a GenBank genome assembly.
AUGGAGUUGUACAAGGAGGAGGCGACGAGCAUCACCAUCACCGGCCACAGCCUCGGCGCGUCGCUCGCCACCCUGAAUGCCAUCGACAUCGCCGCCAACGGCGUGAACGCCCCCUCCAGCUCCUCCCAGCCGCCGUGCCCGGUGACGGCAAUCGUGUUCGCGAGCCCGCACGUUGGGAACCUCACCUUCAGGGAGGCCUUCCGGUCGUUCCCUGACCUCAGGGCGCUCCACGUGAAGAACGCCGGCGACAUCGUGCACACGUACCCGCUCAUCAGCUACUUCGACGUGGCGGUGCCGCUGCCCAUCGCCACGGCCCGGUCGCCGUACCUGCGCCACCCGGGGACGCUGCAGACGCUCCACAACCUCGAGUGCUACCUGCACGGCGUCGCCGGCGAGCAGGGCAGCGCCGGAGGGUUCAGGCUGGAGGUGGACCGCGACGUGGCGCUGGUGAACAAGCGCGUCGACGCGCUCAGGGACGAGUACCGGUGCCGGCGGAGUGGUGGUCUGCUCAGCACAAGGGCAUGGUCCGCGGCGCCGACGGCCACUGGACGCUCCAGGACUUCAAGCAAAUCUAGCUAG